UCAAUAACUAUGUACAAUUUGCAAUUGUUCAUAAUCAAACAAAAUCCUAUGGACUAAAACGCAGUUAAAACAAUGAAUUUACAUUCUGAAAUUACAAAUUGAUUACACCUGGUCAUAUCUCAUAUGGGCCCAAACGCAGGUAAAUGCAAGUCAAUAUGGCAGUCAAACAAUAGGUAAACGCAGGUAAAGGGUGGUCAGAUUAAUAAUCAAACAAGGAAUUAUGUUUCGUUGGCCCACGGGUCAAAAACAGUAUCAAAAUGGGUUGACCGCAGGAUAAACGAAAACAAUGUUUCGUUGGGCCACCCAGAGACCGACGUUGGACCAUAGGACAAACGGAAACAAAGUUUCGUUGGGCCACCGAGAGACCGACGUUGGAUCACAGGAUAAACGCAAUCGAUGGCUCUGUUCCGUCUUACCGUUUGCGGUGGUGUUCUCCGGCUUUGCAAGGGGCGGCGAACCAGUGGCCGGCUGGCUGGGGCGACUAGGGCGGGAGGAAGAAAGAGUAUAGGAGUGGGUCGUCGUCGAGCUUCUUCUCCGGCAACAAGUGCGGUGCGGCGAACGGUAAUGUGCCUUCUCCGGCGACGCAGUGGCAGAGGUGAUGGCAGCUGUCGGGAAGGCUGUGGCGGGAGGAACAGAGACGUGGGCAGAAGAAGUGGUUGGGGGGCUUGUGAGAAACAGAGGCCGGCAGGAGAAACAGAGGCCGGCGGGGAACAAAUGGCCGGCGAGCUGGGACGACUAGAGCGGGAGGAAGAAAGAGUGCAGAGUGGCGUCGUCGUCGAUCGUUUUCUCCGGCAACAAGUGCGGUGAAGCAAACGGGAAUGGGCCUUCUCUGGCUCUUCGUCUUCUCCGACAAUGCAAACCCACUGGCGAGAUGCGUGUGUAGAGAGGCGGAGGUCGACGAGGUUGGAGCUUGGGGAGUUUCUCGAGAAUGCAGGUGAGAGAGAAGAGUGAGAGAGAAGGGUGAGAGGAAGUUUGUCGGCUUUAGCCAGUUUGUCGCCAAUGCAGCUUAUGCAGAGCCGCUGGGGUGAUGUAGGAGAGAGGAAGUUGGAUUUGUAUUUUGGAGAGUGCAGUGAGAGGGAAGAUAGAUAUGUUUGGACUUUAGUAUAUAAUUUGAAAUUGAUAAUUGGAUAAAUUAGUAAAUUAACUUAACAUAG
This is a messenger RNA of Linum trigynum, 1154 nucleotides long. The record is from the annotation of a GenBank genome assembly. NCBI's taxonomy places the organism in Eukaryota, Viridiplantae, Streptophyta, Magnoliopsida, Malpighiales, Linaceae.